CACCAACUAAUUGCAAAGUUAAGCAGUCCAUGAAUGUUGAGUGGCCAACCUACACAUACAUUUGAUGCGCGCUAUACAAAUAACAAAGUUGGGGUGCAUUAGGACAGACAACCAAAGGCAUAAUAAAAGGAAGUAAUAGUAAUAGUAAUAGCUAGCUAGCGUGGAAGAAAUGGAUGGUGAAAGCAAGGGCAUAGUUUGUGUCACAGGGGCUUCUGGGUUCUUAGCUUCAUGGUUGAUCAAGCGCCUCCUCUUGGCAGGAUACCAUGUUGUGGGAACUAUUCGAGAUCCCGGAAACGAGAAGAAGACAGAACAUUUGUGGAAGCUUGAAGGAGCCAAAGAGAGGCUCCAGUUGAUGAAGGGCGACCUGAUGGAAGAAGGCAGUUUUGAUGAAGCAAUCAUGGGAUGUCAUGGUGUCUUCCACACUGCUUCUCCUGUGUUAAUGCCUUCACAUGAUCCCAAGGCAUGCUUGCUUUAGAAUUUCUAAAGAUUAGAUAUACAUAUAAAUAUGAUUAUUACUAUUCCAUUUAUCUUGCAACUACUAGUACGUUUGUGCGUACAGGUAGAAAUAUUGGAACCGGCUAUCAAAGGUACACUCAACGUGUUACAUUCUUGCAAGAAGAACCCAUUGAUGAGACGCGUGGUUCUAACCUCCUCCUCGUCAACUGUGAGGGUAAGGGAACAUUUCAAUCCCAAUCACUCUAUUGACGAGUCGUAUUGGAGCUCCGAGGAACUGUGUGAAAGAUUGCAGCUAUGGUAUUGUCUGUCCAAAGUGUUGGCGGAGAAGACAGCAUGGAAGUUCUGCAAAGAGAAUGGGAUCGAUCUGGUCACUGUUCUGCCAUCUUUCGUCAUCGGGCCUAGCUUGCCGCCAGAUUUAUGUUCUACUGCAUCUGAUGUCCUUGGCCUCUUCAAAGGCCAAGUGGACAAGUUCCAGUGGCAUGGAAGGAUGGGAUACGUUCAUAUCGACGAUGUUGCACUCUGUCACAUCCUUGUGUUCGAGACCAAAGCUGCCACGGGGAGAUAUCUUUGCAGUUCCAGUGUAGUGGACAAUAACGAAUUGGCAUCCAUUCUUUCUGCACGCUAUCCAUCCUUUCACAUCCCUAACAGGUUUGUAGAGCUGGGCAGGCCAUACUAUGAGCUGGAUACCUCCAAGGUGAGAGGAUUGGGAUUCAACUUCAAGACAAUUGAAGAAAUGUUUGACGAUUGUGUGGCAUCGCUCCUGGAACAAGGUCGUCUCUCCACAAACACCACUGCAUGACCGACCGACCGACCGUCCCACCACCUAUUUCCUGCCUUUUGGAGAUCAAUUAAUAAAUUACUUCAUUAAUUACCAGUCUAUCGAUAGAGAUGGCGAAUUCUACAGUCCCGGGAUGCACCCGUGCCGUUGUCAAUCAACCGCCAAUUGUCGGUUGUCUUUCCUCUUUACGUUUCUUUUUUUAUGGCAAUACAUUGCCCUAUGAAAAUACUAAAAAGCCAAAACAUGUUCUACGGUUUUCAUUUGUGUCAAUUAUUUUAAUUAUGGAGA
Molecule: messenger RNA, 1522 nt
Organism: Linum tenue
Lineage: Eukaryota; Viridiplantae; Streptophyta; Magnoliopsida; Malpighiales; Linaceae
Source: the annotation of a GenBank genome assembly